CACACACACACACACACACACACACACACACACACACACACACAGAGCUCUGUUCUAAUCCUCUGUCCGGCCACGACGGAAAAACCUCUCCUCAUCUUAUCACUCCGCUACCUCCCUCUGUCUAUUCUCUCCUCUCCCUCGUCCUCCCUCUCUUUCUCUCUUUAUCUCCCUCUCCCUCCCUCUCUCCCUCUCUCCCUCCGUCCCUCCCCUGUCAGUGGUACUUCAUUGAAGUAGACAGCAGAGAGAUGAAAGAGAAGAACCCCUGGCACAAGCCCGUGACCAUCAUCAUCACUGUGAUUGGUGUCAUAGCGAUUGUUGCCUUGGUGACAGUAGCGGUUUUGCAGAACAGGCCCCUCCCCCAAAAGUACAAGUAUGGGAUUGUGUUGGAUGCUGGUUCCUCCCACACAGCUCUGUAUAUCUAUGAGUGGCCAGCGGAAAAGGAUAACAACACUGGAAGAGUUGAACAGACACAUUCCUGCAAAGUCAAAGGUCCAGGCAUCUCCAGCUAUGCGCACGAUCCAUUGAAGGCGGGGGAGUCGCUGAGAGUGUGUAUGCAGGAGGCCGAGCAGUGGGUCCCAGGGAAAAGACACCAAGAGACCCCCCUUUAUCUGGGCGCUACUGCAGGAAUGAGACUGCUGAAUAAAGAGAACAGUUCUGCAUCAGACGAAGUCUUAAAGGCUGUGGAGAGUGCCCUGCAGAAGUUCCCCUUUUCCUAUCAGGGAGCCAGAAUACUCAGUGGCCAGGAGGAGGGUGCCUUCGGUUGGGUCACGGUCAACUACUUGGACGACCGCCUCACACAGGGCUUGGACACCACAGGUGCUCUUGACCUUGGAGGGGCCUCCACUCAGAUUAGCUUUGUAUCUGACAAAUUUGACGGUUCAGAGUCACCGAACAACUCAGUGACCUUCCGACUCUAUGGAAAUGAUUAUAACCUGUACACUCACAGCUUCCUGUGUUACGGGAAAGACCAAGCACUACGUUUGACACUGGCACAACAGACUCAGUCAGGUCAAGCAAGCAUAUUAGAUCCUUGUUUCAACCCUGGCUACACUGCAGUGAAGAACUACUCAGUCCUCUAUGACAGUCCUUGUGUGUCAGAACGAAAACCCCAGACAGCUCCAGCAGCCUUCAAUCAAACGGGCAAAGGAAACUUCAAAGAAUGCCAGGAAGUCAUCAAAAGCAUCUUCAACUUUACCCACUGCAAAUACAGCCAGUGCUCAUUCAACGGGGUCUUCCAGCCACUACUGCAAGGGCCAUUUGGGGCUUUCUCUGCUUACUACUUUGUGAUGAACUUCCUCAAUCUCACUGAUACAUCUAUUCCCCUGAAAACUGUCGAGGAUAAGCUAAAAAGCUUCUGCUCAACUCCUUGGAAUCAGAUAAUGCAGCAGCAUCCAGGGGUUAAAGUGAAGUAUCUGGCUGAGUACUGUUUCUCCGGCACGUACAUACUCACCCUGCUGACAGAGGGAUACAAGUUUGACCAGACGAGCUACUCCAACAUAAAAUUCAUUAAAAAGAUAAAAGGCAGUGACGCAGGCUGGACGCUGGGCUACAUGUUGAACCUGACCAACAUGAUUCCGGCCGAGGCUCCCGACUCUCCCCCACUACCCCAUGCCGGCUACGUCUCCAUAGUCACCAUCAUGGCGGUGCUGCUCUUCAUCCUUUUCAUCGUCAGCCUGCGUCCUCUCUGGCCCCGCUGCUCCAAACAGCCACAGAUCGUAUAAACACACGCACAGAUGUACAGCAUGAGUGACGGCGGAGGGAGGAGGGCUUGUAUGUGAGUGUGAUGGUGUACGCAGCUCUACUGAUAUGCGAACAACACUUUUCCAGCCUUUGUGGGGAGGUCAAAGGUUAAGGUCUGCUGCACAACAACCGUCCUGCGGCUCAUGUUGAUUCAAGGACAUUUUCAGAAGGGACAAAUACUUUCUCACACUGGGGAGUGAGUACUGCCACUGUACAUUGAAGGACUGUGUGUGUGUGUGUGUGUGUGUGUGUGUGUGUGUGUGUGUGUGUGUGUGUGUGUGUGUGUGUGUGUGCGUGUGUGCGCGUUUGAGUAUGAGUGUGUGAUUUUUGAAUGUGUGCACCCGCAUCAGUCUGCAUGUUUGUGUCUCGAAUUACAAUGUGAAUAUGACACUGUAUAAAAUAAAAUAAUCCAAGUUUAUGUAA
Acanthopagrus latus (yellowfin seabream) is the source of this 2163-nucleotide messenger RNA. RefSeq names its product ectonucleoside triphosphate diphosphohydrolase 1 (gene entpd1). NCBI's taxonomy places the organism in Eukaryota, Metazoa, Chordata, Actinopteri, Spariformes, Sparidae. The coding region runs from base 246 to 1721 and encodes 491 amino acids. Gene Ontology annotation, biological process: nucleoside diphosphate catabolic process. Gene Ontology annotation, cellular component: plasma membrane. Gene Ontology annotation, molecular function: UDP phosphatase activity; GDP phosphatase activity. The record is from RefSeq and is a predicted model, not a curated record. The transcript is spliced from 10 exons.